Molecule: messenger RNA, 2278 nt
Organism: Zerene cesonia (dogface butterfly)
Lineage: Eukaryota; Metazoa; Arthropoda; Insecta; Lepidoptera; Pieridae
Gene: HDAC11
Product: histone deacetylase 11
Exons: 8
Coding region: 133-1152 (339 amino acids)
Molecular function (GO): histone deacetylase activity
Source: RefSeq, a predicted model, not a curated record
UUGGUGGAUAUAGAAGUCGAGAGCUCAAAAUGUUUACAAAAAUGCGAAAUCUAAAUUAUUAAGAAAUCCAGUCUCAUUCUAAGCAAACUUUAAAAUUAAAUUAUUUAUCAGAGUUGAGAGUACUUAUUGACAAUGGCUCGAUUAUAUUUCGAUAUACGAGAGGAUCAGUGGCCAUUAGUGUACGACGAUAAAUAUAAUGUAUCGUUUUGUGGUUUCGAAAAAUUUCACGUAUUUGAUGCAAAGAAAUGGCGCAAUAUAGUACAGUUUUUGAAGGAAGCAAAUUUCAUUACAGCAGAAUGUCUCGUAAAACCAAAUGAAGCCAAGGAUCAUGAUUUGUUAGUAGUUCACACUAAGAAAUAUCUGAAAUCACUUAAGUGGAGUGCCAGAGUAGCAAUGAUAGCUGAGGUGCCGAUAGUUGCAUGUGUGCCAAAUAUACUUGUCCAACAUGCUUAUUUAAAACCUAUGAGAUUACAAACGGGUGGUUCAGUAUUAGCCGGUAAACUUGCCCUAGAGCGAGGUUGGGCCAUCAAUAUAGGGGGUGGUUUCCAUCACUGUAGUGGUGAUAAGGGUGGUGGUUUCUGUCCAUAUGCUGAUAUCACACUGUUGAUCAAGUAUCUGGUCAUGUAUCGGAGCGUGCAGAAUGCUAUGAUCGUGGAUUUGGAUGCACAUCAGGGUAAUGGUUAUCAGCGAGAUUUUCUCGGAGUGCCAGAAGUAUACAUAAUGGACAUGUAUAAUCGUCACAUCUAUCCAAAAGACGAGGAAGCGAAACGGGCCAUACGGCGUAAGAUUGAGCUUGGCAAUAAAGUGGAGGAUUUGGAAUAUAUGUUGAAAUUGCGGAAGAAUCUGAAAGCGGCAUUAAGUGAAUUCAAACCAGACAUAUUGGUGUACAAUGCGGGUACAGACAUACUCGAUUCUGAUCCACUCGGUCACAUGAGAAUUAGUGAUAUUGGUAUAAUAAAACGCGACGAAUUCGUUUUCGAGAUAUGCAAAGCUCAACACAUUCCAGUGGUAAUGUUAACAAGUGGAGGGUACUUAAGGAGAACUGCAAGAAUCAUAGCGGACUCCAUCAUGAAUUUGAAAGCUAAAGGCCUAAUCGGUAACGAGCCUAAGAAAACUAAAGAGUUCUUAUCUAUAAGCACUAUACGCACCUAGUUGUUUGGACAAUCUAUGAAAAAACCUAUUUAUUCGAGAAAAUUAAUAAUUUACAAUUUUUUGACUUGAUAAUUAAAAAUCACGUGACAAAUAUCAUUUUUCCAGCAGAAAUUAUAGAUUUAGCGCAAGCGGAAUGUUUAUUAUAAUCUGAAAUGCACUUUUAAAAAUGCACUGUUCCUAUUUGGACUGCCGUAGAUUCCUAUUACAUUAAUUUUUAGGGUCAUUUGUCUUUUUUUGGUGAUUUAGGCUCCGUAUAUACUGUGGAAAUACAGAUAUUUAGCUGAUUUCAUAGAAGAUAUGUGUUGUUAUUAAGAAGCUCUGUUUGUAUCGAGCCUAAGAACUGUUUUCGACGUUCAAUUAAGAUGUGCCAACUGAAACAGAGAAACAUAGGUUUUUCUGUAAUUUCUUAGAUCUAGUCAUUUUAAGGCCUAGUUACAGUUUACUGCGUUCAGAUUGUGUAUUUAUUUUUCUGGAUGAUUGUAAAUUUGACAGCUGUUAGAGUUCAUUAAUUUCAAAAUAGGUAAAAAAUAACGAUGUAAGAUAUGAAUGGUUACAGUUUUUUUAUAUUUUCGACAACAAUUAUUUAUUUAUAAUUUUUUAUUCCAAGUAGUCAAAAUCCCAAAAUAAUAUUAUAUUUGAAUUCACCUUAGCAGGUUAAGAUUCAAAACUAUUUGAAAAUAAAAAAAAUAAAUUAAAAUUUUUAAUAUAGCAUUACAUUUGAUCUCUUAUAAUAUUUGCGAAUGGGAUUAUUCAAUUUACCCAUAGCAUAGGUAAAUGUGAUUCUACGCUAUUUUUGUAAUUUUUUUUUAGAAUUAAAUCGAAACUCAGUCGUGCAAAUAACCUAAAUUUAGUACAAAGAAGUAGUUAUAAAAUAUAUUUAUCAGUAUUUAACAUAUAUUAUAUAAAUCUAUAUAACACUAUAAAAUAAAGACUCCAAAUAUUAUGUGCUCUAGUAACACUGUAAUAGUAGAAUAAAAAAAUAGAAGUUUUUAAAACGUGUAUGUGAUACAAAAUGAUCUCAUUUAAUGUGCCAAAUAAUAGCAAAUGUGAUUUGCGUUAAAAUCUAGUGCAUCUAGUUCAACUAUUUGUCAUUUAUAGAUUGACUAUUUAUUAAAACUAUUUACCU